This is a messenger RNA of Penicillium egyptiacum, 159 nucleotides long. The record is from the annotation of a GenBank genome assembly. Lineage: Eukaryota; Fungi; Ascomycota; Eurotiomycetes; Eurotiales; Aspergillaceae.
AUGGCUUGCAGUCUUUCUUGCAAUGUUGUCAACCUCCCGGGUAUGGGCGGUAUCUUCCGUCUCGCACCCUCGGUCACCGUCACUGCCGAGGAGAUUGAGGAAGGUCUUCAAAUUCUUGAUGAGGCCUUAGAGUACGUUCUGAAGACUACAAAAGCCUAA